UUUCCGGUGACGCCACUUCCGGUGCCGCCGGACCGGAAGGGGCGGGGCCAUGACGCCGGAAGAGCUCACGUACGUGUCCGUUCUCAUCUGCUCCAUCCCUGCCGGGCGGCUCUUCAAAGGGAGAGGCCCCCGGUUCCGGCAGUGGGUGGGGUCAGGCCUGGGGGCGGGGCUAACGCUGGUCACGUGUGGCCCCCAUGCCCUGCACUCAUUGGUCACCGCUCUCGGCACAUGGCUGGUGCUGCGCGCAGCCCCCAGGCGCUGCGGUUGGGCCACCCUGGUCUGGACCUUCGGGUACCUCCUGUUCUUCCGCACCCCUGAGCUAUGGGGUCUGCCCCAGCCCCCCCCAUAUGCCAAUGCCCUGCAGCUGCUGCUCACACUCAAGAUGGUGAGCAUGGCCAUUGACGUGCAGGACCAGCGGGAGGCGGAGCUUAAGGGCGUGACGUCAUCGGAACGGGGCGAGCUGAUUGGUGGGCUCCAGGGCUGCCCGGGAUUGGUGGAGAUCCUGUGUUACAGCUACUGCUACCUGGGGCUGCUGACGGGCCCCUUCUACCGCCUCCGCACCUACCAGGACUGGCUGUGGGGCCCGACCCCCCCAGUGCCCCCAUCCCUGCUAUGGGGCCGCCUGCGCUGGGUCCCAUUGCUUGCAUUGGGGGCCGAGGUUGUGGGUCGCGUCUUCCCCUCUGGGGCACUUAUGGGGCCGGCGCUAUGGGGCUGGCCCUUCCCAUGGCGCCUGCUCUAUAGUGCCCCAGUGUUCUUGGCCUUCCGCUUGAGGUUCUAUGUGGCCUGGUUGAGCUCGGAGGCUGCUUGUGUGGCUGCUGCCUUUGGGGGGUACCCCAAAGAGUGGGGGGCACGGCCUGGAUGCGGCCCCACGAGGAGGGGGGAGAUGGGGGGGCAGCCCCCUGAGCACUGGGACUACGAGUGCAUCCGCACAGUGGAUCCAUGGGGCACAGAGAGGUGCUAUGGGGUGCGAGAGGGGCUGAGGCGCUGGAACAUGACAGUGCAAUGGUGGCUGCAGCACUAUGUGCACCGGCGCAUGCCGGGGCCCCCCCUGUUCAGGGCCGCGGUGACGCUGCUGGUCUCCGCCUACUGGCACGGGCUGCAGGGGGGUCUGUACCUGAGCCUGCUCUCCUUACCGCUAUGGCUGGCGGCCGAGCGCGCUCCCGUGCCGCUGCCGCGCGCGCUCCCGCCAGCGCUGGUGGGGGCCGUGCGCCGCGCGCUCCCCAUGCGCGGCUGCCAGGACCUGAGCCUGCUGCCGCUGGGGAUAUAUCUCUAUAGGCUCUAUAGGUGUCUCCAUGGUCCCCCCCAUAGGGCCGCGGUGACGCUGCUGGUCUCCGCCUACUGGCACGGGCUGCAGGGAGGUCUGUACCUGAGCCUGCUCUCAUUACCGCUAUGGCUGGCGGCCGAGCGCGCUCCCGUGCCGCUGCCGCGCGCGCUCCCGCCAGCGCUGGUGGGGGCCGUGCGCCGCGCGCUCCCCAUGCGGGUCUUCGAGUACCUGAGCGUGGGGUUCGUGCUGCGCCGGGGGGAGGAUGUCAUCCGGUACUGGGCGGCACUGGGAUUCUGUAUGCAUAUACUGCCCGUUGUGGGUAUAGUGUUGGCGGUGGUGGGGGGGGGGAAGGGGAGGGGAGGCGGCGCUCGCGGCCUGCGGAGGCAGCGGCAUUACCGGAGCCGCAUUACCGGCUACCGGAGCCUCGUUACCGGAUACCGGAACCGGAUCCAGUUCCGGUUCAUCCGGUAA
Molecule: messenger RNA, 1735 nt
Organism: Melopsittacus undulatus (budgerigar)
Lineage: Eukaryota; Metazoa; Chordata; Aves; Psittaciformes; Psittaculidae
Gene: MBOAT7
Product: membrane bound O-acyltransferase domain containing 7
Exons: 9
Coding region: 50-1735 (561 amino acids)
Biological process (GO): lipid modification; phosphatidylinositol biosynthetic process
Cellular component (GO): mitochondria-associated endoplasmic reticulum membrane contact site; membrane
Molecular function (GO): lysophospholipid acyltransferase activity
Source: RefSeq, a predicted model, not a curated record